AUGCUGAGGGCCCGGGCCAACCCGAGCGUCGGCGACGAUAAGGAGGUGACCCCGCUGCACUUGGCGACUUUCGACGGCAACCUGGAGAUGUGCAAGGUAUUGCUGGUGGCCAGAGCCAGCGUGGACAGCUGCGACCGGCACGGACAGACUCCGCUGUUCUUCGCGCCCACGAAGGAUCGAGAUCUGCAAGAUGCUGGUGGAGAAGCGGUCGGACCCGGGGGUCCUCAAUCGCAAGGAGGGCAGUCGGCCCUCCACCUGGCGGGGCGGAACGGGCUCUCCGAGGUCUUCGCCUGGCUCGUGGCGUGCACGAGCAAGAGGCUCUCGGACCUGAAGGAGGGACAUCCACGGCUGCACGGCGCGCAGCUACCUGCAGCAGUCUGGCGCCCCCGACGUCCCCGCCGCGGGCGCCCCGCGGCCGCGCAGCCCGCCGCGCGCGGCGAGCCCCCGCGCGGCGAGCCCGCGGGCCGCGAGCCCGCGGGCCGCUGCACAGAGGACCCGAACCUGGGCGCGCUGGCGCUGCGGUCUGCAGGAUGCUACGCCAGGUCGGACUCCGCGCCGCCGGUGGCGCCGCUGCACCGCAG
Prorocentrum cordatum is the source of this 581-nucleotide messenger RNA. NCBI's taxonomy places the organism in Eukaryota, Dinophyceae, Prorocentrales, Prorocentraceae. The record is from the annotation of a GenBank genome assembly.